CAAUGGCAUCUGCACACAUUGUCUUCUACCUGAUAUCUUUGUUCUUGGGUGUAAUUGCUCAGAAGAACAACCUGCGUUUAUCCUCCUCUGUUCAUGAACAAACACGUUUUAUAUCAGCUAAAUCUGGAGACAGCGUGACUUUACAUUGUUACUAUGAACAGAAUGUUGCUGCACGUUUUUACUGGUACAAACAAACUUUAGGAGAGAAACCAAAACUCAUUUCUACCUUCUAUAAGUCAGAAACCAAUUUUGUUCAAUUUCAUGGUCCAUUCAACAAUAGUGCACGUUUCAGACUAGAUAAUGGAAAAGGAAAAAACGACUUGAUUAUCUCAGACUUAAGUGUUUCAGACUCAGCAACUUACUACUGUAUAUGUUCCUACUGGUACACAUCAACGUUCUUAGAGACCAUUAUUGUCAGUGUCAAUGAUUUAGAUUUAAACAUACGAGCUUUAGUUCAUCAGUCAGCAUCUGAGACCAUCCAGCCAGGAGGCUCUGUAAGUCUGCACUGUAUGGUGCACACUAUGCUGAGCUGUGAUGGAGAACACAGUGUUUACUGGUUCAAAGACUCUGAAGAUUCUCAACCAGGACUCUUUUACACCCAUGGAGUCAGGAAUGAUCAGUGUGAGAGGAAAGCUAACAAAAGAACACACACCUGUGUCUAUAACUUGACAAUGAAGAGCCUGAAUGUGUCUCACACUGGGAUCUACUACUGUGCUGUCGCCCUAUGUGGACACAUACUGUUUGGAAACGGGACCAAGCUGGACUUUGGGGUUUGGCAAGAUUCUGCUGCCCUGAUGUAUUUCUUAAGCACAGCUUUAAUACUCACCACCAUCAUCAGUGUGUUAUCAACUCUUUUAGUGUAUAAGAUGAAAAAGAGGAACAACUGCCAAUCCAGAGACUCAAACGCAAAUGAUUCUGUAAAUUUAGAGAGCACCCAAGAGGACAACCUUCAUUAUGCUGCUUUGAGAAAAAUUAGGACGAAACAAGCAAGAAGACAGACGAGCAACACCCAGGAGGAAUGUGUGUACUCCGGUAUAAAGUAA
Messenger RNA from Pundamilia nyererei, 1043 nucleotides. RefSeq lists its product as uncharacterized. The record is from RefSeq and is a predicted model, not a curated record. The transcript has 5 exons. NCBI's taxonomy places the organism in Eukaryota, Metazoa, Chordata, Actinopteri, Cichliformes, Cichlidae. Gene Ontology annotation, biological process: response to bacterium. The coding region runs from base 3 to 1043 and encodes 346 amino acids.